This is a messenger RNA of Acaulospora morrowiae, 402 nucleotides long. Lineage: Eukaryota; Fungi; Glomeromycota; Glomeromycetes; Diversisporales; Acaulosporaceae. The record is from the annotation of a GenBank genome assembly.
AUGAACAUGCAUCGAUCGAAUUCAGAUAGGGCGACCUUACUUUCUGGAGGUGGUGCUAAUGGGGAUGUCUCUUCAUCUGGCAGGAAAGUAGUUCACGACUCCGAUACAGCUACUUCCAGCAUUUUCGAGCAACAAAAUGACAUUCGGUUGCAAGAAUUAAAUUCCAAACUUUCGGCUUUACAUAAGGCAAGUUUGCGUGACUCUUUUACAGCCAUGAGAGGUUCUCUGACAGGCACCGUUACCCGGCUUAGGCAUAUGACGUCGAUGAGACAUAAACAAUAUAUGUGUUAUUUGAUAAUGUGUAUCGUAGGAAUAUUUUUCUUGUUCUACUACUUUUGGGGCUAUUGGAGAAAUAGCGUUGACAGUGUCGGUAGCAAUGACGGUGACAGGAUUGAUGUGUGA